AUGGCUACAUACAGUUUACAGACUAAGAAACUGGUGGGGACGAACAACCAGAAAGUCAACGGACUCAGCCCAGAGCUGGGUCCUAAAACCUUCGCAAACAUGUUGAAGCUGGUCUUCCUGGUCCUGCCAUGGUUGGUUCGGUCGGCUCCCGUCGGCACGCUAUACCUCCCGCUGGACUGCGAGGCCGUCUACAACCAAAGGAUGAGCUUACUCGGUAAAAACCCGAGUUUCGUUCCCAGCGGCGUUUACACCAUCUACCCGGCCGGAGCCCAGAGACCAGUGAGGGUCUACUGCGAUAUGGGCUGUGCUGAUACCAGCCACCAGGACGGGAGGUGGACCGUGAUUCAGAGGAGGCUGGACGGCAACAUGAGCUUCUACCGGCCCUGGCAGCAGUAUAAGGAGGGAUUCGGAGACGCCAAGGGGGAGUACUGGCUAGGUCUGGAGAACAUCUUCCUGCUGACGUACAGAAGCAGGUACCAGCUGAGGGUGGACAUGGAAGAUUUCGAGAAAGGACGCGCUUACGCCCAGUACACCUCCUUCUACAUUGACCCCGAGUCCAGCAAAUACAGGCUUCACGUCAGCGGCCACAUCAACGGUGGAGCAGGAGACUCCCUGUCCCAUUCGAGUGAGAGGGACUUCUCGACGUUUGACAAGGAUUCCACGGGGAGCUGCGCCAACACGUACUCCGGAGGGUUCUGGUACAACUCGUGGCAGUGCCACCACGCCAAUCCUAACGGACUCUACAAGUGGGGGAACGUGGCGAGCUCCUACACGGGAAUCAUCUGGUACUCCUGGAGAGGCUCCAAUUACUCCUUGAAGAAGAUCACGAUGAAGAUCAGACGAGUGACUAUGGAUGAUCUGAAGGAGCUGUAG
Messenger RNA from Trichomycterus rosablanca, 873 nucleotides. Its product is annotated as microfibril-associated glycoprotein 4-like. NCBI's taxonomy places the organism in Eukaryota, Metazoa, Chordata, Actinopteri, Siluriformes, Trichomycteridae. The record is from RefSeq and is a predicted model, not a curated record. Gene Ontology annotation, biological process: elastic fiber assembly. The transcript is spliced from 6 exons. Bases 1 to 873 code for a protein of 290 amino acids.